Molecule: messenger RNA, 5019 nt
Organism: Nycticebus coucang (slow loris)
Lineage: Eukaryota; Metazoa; Chordata; Mammalia; Primates; Lorisidae
Gene: GPRASP1
Product: G protein-coupled receptor associated sorting protein 1
Exons: 4
Coding region: 594-4658 (1354 amino acids)
Source: RefSeq, a predicted model, not a curated record
UGUCCCUUCCCACAGGUUGAUGUCAAAGUCUCCUGUCUGCGCAGUAGGUCUGGCGUAUUCUGACAGGCUACAGUGAGCAUUUGUAGAAGAGAGGCUUGAGAAAAAGGAGGAGUUCGAAAAUGGCCUGGAUUUCUGGAGGCCUACUUUAAGGCUGGUCAGUUCUGCAAGAAAGGAAAAGAGGAGGAGACUGGCUCAAACCUCGGGAGUUUGGAAUCCUUGCUGUUGAUUGUCGGGCUUGAUACCACUUGAACAAGGAAAGGAGGGGGAAAUUUCACCACAUCAGUGAAGAUCUACCUCUAGUGGCAGCUUUGGUGGUGCUGGGGUUGCUGCUGACUACCACCCUCAACAAGUUCUACACCCACCCAGGAACCAUCCAUCUUCCCCCACCUUGCUUGUGCUUCUUGUGCAUUUUGUGUCACUCACGGAGGCUGAUUGACUUCUGGAGUGGCGAUUGACUCUAACUCUUGUUGCCAAACUUAUAUCCUAAAUUACCAGAAGAUUGCUGUGUAAAGAAACAAACCUGUGACACAUCUGUGAUCAAGGUUGAGACUGAGGGAGGGCUAUUUAACUGGAUUAUCUUUGUAAUUUAUACCAUGACUGGUGCGGAGAUUGAGCCUAGUGCUCAGGCCAAACCUGAAAAGAAGGCUGGGGAAGAGGUUGCAGUAGGGGCUGAGGUGGAUUGUGAAGUCCCUCUUGUGGUCAGGCCCAAGGUUCGGACCCAGGCCCAGGGAACUACUGGGGCAAGGCCCAAAACUAAGACCAAGGUUAUGGCUGUAGUACGGCCAAAGACUGAGGCAAGUGCAGUGGGUAGGUCACGUGCUAAGAGUAAGGCUAAGACAAUACCUGGGUCACAAUUUAAAUCUCGGGGAAAUGCCCAUAGCAAUGCCUCUCCAGUGGUUAAUACUAAUUCUGGGUCGGUUGCUAAAACUAAGUGCCUGUCUACAGAUAGAGAACUGGUUAACAGGGACACUCAGAGCUUUCACAGAAGGAAGACCCAUUCCCAAACUGGUUUCCAGCCUUCUCUUGUGUCAGAUGAUGAUGAGAUUAAUAUGGGGUCCUGGCACUAUCCCAUGCCUACUUCCAAACAAGAGGCCUCUUACAAUUCUAAUUUCAGAUGGGUUGACAAAUCCUCUGUGAGUUCAUGGUUUUGGAAUGGAGAUGAGGUCAGUACAAGAUGUCAUCCUAGUAACAGGACAAAGGCCAGGACCAGGACCAGGCACAUGGCCAAAAAGGGGGCUAAUACUAUGUCUAGGUACAAAACUAAUCAGGAGCUCUAUAUUUUGUCUAGUUCUUGUUCUGAGGAUGAGUCUGUUAAGGCAUCCUCGUUCUGGUCCCAAGAAAACACCAAUACUUGGUCUGGGCCCAGGGAAGAGGCCAAUAGGUCCAGGUUUAGGUCCAAAAAAGAAAUCUUUGUUGAAUCGAGUUCUGGAUCUGAGCAUGAAGACCAUAAGAAGUCCAGGUUCUGGGCUGGAGAGGAGACCAAAUUCAGAUCCAAACGCAGAGCCAGGAAAGAGGCCAAUACCAGGGCCAGGCACAUGGCCAGGCGAGAAACUUGCAUUGAUUUCAUGUCUGGACCUAUAGAUGUAAUCAAAAAAGAGUCUUGCUUCCAGCCUGAAGAGAACGUUAAUACCUUUUCAAGGCCCAAGACCAAGAAAGAUGCCAGGGCCAGAGCAAUAGCAAAGGAAGAGGCCAAAACCAAGGCCAGAGCCAGGGCUAAGCAAGAAUCCAGGUCAGAGGAGGAGGUGCUUAUUGGGACUUGGUUCUGGGCUACAGAAGAGUCCAGCAUGGUGGAUAGGGCCAGCAUUCAGUCCAGUCCACAAAUAGAGGAUGAGUCCCUUGUUGGGAGCUGGUUCUGGACUGAAGAAGAUGCUAGUAAGGGGACUGGGCCUAGCAGUAACUCCAAACCAAUGGCUAAGGAGGAGUCUUUUGGUGGUUCCUGGCUUGCAACUGGAGAAAAGACCAGUAUGAGAACUGGGACUGAGUCUACCGCUGAAUCUAUACUAGCAGCUGAUGAUGAUGAGGUCAUUAUUGGUUCCUGGUUCUGGACUGGUGAAGAAAUCAACCCAGUGGCUGAGGAGGAGACUAUUUUUGGACCUUGGUUCUGGGUCACUGAUGAGAACAGUGUAGAACCUGUUGUUGGAGUCAGCUGUGAGUCCAGGCCAAGUUCUGAGGAAGAGGUUAUUGGUCCCUGGCUCUGGGCUGGAGAAGCAGUUGAUAAGGAGACUGAGGUUAGAGAACAGGCCAGGCCAGGAACUGAAGAAGAGACAAUAUUUGGUGCCUGGUUUUGGGCUGAAAACCAGACCCAUAUGGAUUCUGGGGCUGAAGCUAGCUGUAAUAUGCCAGGGGCUGAGGAAGAGGAGCCUAUUAUUGGGUCUUGGUUCUGGGCUAAAGAAGCAGCUUGUGUAAAGGCUGACAUCAACAGCAAGUCUAGCCUGGAGGACGAAGAAGAGGCCAUUAUGUCAUCUUGGUUUGGGGCCAGAGAAGAGGUUAAUAUGAAGUAUGGGACUGGUGUAAGUUGCAAAUUUAUGGCAGGGGCUCAGGAGACUCAAAUUAGGUCAUGCUCCUGGGCAGAAGAACCCUAUAUGUAUCCUGCCAGUGGAGGAACCUGGAAGUAUAGGCCAGAGGAACAAGAGGAUCCUGUCAGUUCAUGGUUCUGGUCCAAAAAAUACACAAGGCCAGAUGCCAUUGUAGGGUCUCAGUUAUCAGCUGCAGAAGAGGGUAGUAUAGAUGGCACUGGAGAAGAGACCAAGCUACUGGCUGAAGAGGACACCAUGAUCAAUUCCUGGUUCUGGAAAGAAAAUGAAGAAGCUAUUAUAGAGGCUACCAACAGAGAAGAUUCCAGGUCAGAAGCUGAGGAGGGUGAUAUUUUUGGUUCUUGGUUCUGGGCUGGAAAAGAAGAUGGGCUCAAGGCUGAAGCUGGAGAAGAGGACAGGCUACUAGUUGAGGAGGAAGGUAUUGUUGGGUCCUGGUUCUGGGCCAAGGAAGAGACCAUUAGAAGAGAGGCUGAAGAGGAAGAAUCCAGUACCAAAGCUGAAGAGGAAGAAACGAUUGUUGGACCCUGGUUAUGGGAAGAAGAGGCCAGUCUGGAGGCAGUGACAGGAAGCGACUUUAAGUUUGGGACUCAGGAAGAGGAAAUCACUAUGGGGUCUUGGUUUUGGGCUGAAGAAGCCAACAUAGAGGCUGGGUCUCAGGCAGUAGAAAAAAAUGGGUCAGGAACUGAAGAGGGGACCAUUUUUGGAUCCUGGUUUUGGGCUGAAGCAGGGACUAACAAAGAGAUUAUUGUUGAAUCUCAGUUCUGGUCUGAAGACAAGGUCAUUAAGGAAACAGAAUCUGUGGCCUCUUGGGAGUCCAAGCCAGAAAAUGAGAAAGGGCCAGCUAUUGGGUCUUGGUUUGGAGCUGAAUAUGAGAUGAAUAAGAGAACUGGCAGUGCUACCAACUGUGAGUCUAGGACAUUAGCUGAUGAGGAUGAGGCCAUAGUGGGGUCCUGGUUCUGGUCAGGAGAUGAGACCCAUUUUGAAUCAAAUCCUAAACCUGUGUUCAGGGCCAUUUGCACAUCAAGGUACUCAGUUGAGCAGGAGCCUGAUCCUUCACGAAGGCCCCAGACUUGGGAGGAGGUCACUGUUCAGUUCAAGCCUGGUCCUUGGGGUAAGGUUGGUUUCUCAUCCAUAAUCCCCUUUAGAUUUCCAAAAGAAGCAGCAUCUUUAUUCUGUGAAAUGUUUGGGGGAAAGCCCACGCAGGCGGAACUUAGCCCUGAAGAGGAAGAGCAGGAAUCUAAACUUGAACCUGAUCAGUCUGAUGCUGAGUUCCCAUUUCAGUAUGAUCCUUCCUACCGGUCAGUCCGGGAAAUUCGAGAGCAUCUUAGGGCCAAGGAGAGUGCAGAGGCUGAGAACUGGUCUUGCAAUUGCAGACAAUGUGAGCUUAAAAUUGGUUCUGAAGAGUUUGAAGAACUCCUUUUAUUAAUGGACAAAAUUCGUGAUCCUUUUAUUCAUGAAAUAUCUAAAAUUGCAAUGGGUAUGAGAAGUGCUUCUCAAUUUAUCCGAGAUUUCAUUCGAGAAGCUGGUGUUGUCGCACUUAUUGAAACCUUGCUCAAUUAUCCAUCCUCCCGAGUUAGAACAAGGUUUUUGGAAAACAUGAUUCGCAUGGCUCCACCUUAUCCAAAUCUAAACAUGAUUGAGACAUACAUAUGUCAAGUGUGUGAGGAAACCCUUACUUGUAACUUGGAUUCCCCUGAGCAGCUUUCUGGAAUAAGGAUGAUAAGACAUCUCACUACUACUACUGACUAUCACACACUGGUUGCCAAUUAUAUGUCUGGGUUUCUCUCCUUAUUAGCUAUAGGAAAUACCAAAACAAAGUUUCAUGUUCUGAAAAUGCUACUGAAUUUGUCUGAAAAUAUUGUGAUGACAAAAGUACUACUUAGUGGUGAAACAAUGUCAGAAUUUGUAAACCUCUUUAAGAGGGAAGAGACACAUGACAAUGUUCAAGUUGUUCUUACAAUACUUGAGAAUAUUGGUAACAAUAUCAAAAAAGAAGAAGAGUUCACUGAUGAUUUUGAUCUUGCACCACUUAUUUCUGCAUUCCAUGAAGUUGAGAAAUUUGCCAAGGAAAUGCAAGGCAAAAGAGACAAUCAAAAUGACCCUCAAGCAGACCAAGAAAAUUAGUAUGAUUAAUUAUUGCCUCUGAUUGUCCUUAUAUUUCUUGAGUUCCUUGAGUUGUGAUCCUUGAGUGAUGCUUUGGUUUUAACAGUUGAUUCUAUGUUGUCUUGUACAUCUUUCAUGCUGAUAGUAACUUUGCUUAACUAAUUGUGUAAGCUAGAUCAUUUUUCUGAUGCCAAAUGAAUAUUAUAACUAAAAAUAACACUUGUUGAUACUUGUCCAGAUUGUGAUCUUUAGUAUUUGAGCUCAUAGUGAACAGAGCCAUCAUUAAUAAGCUACCUUUCUGAUUUUUGUUCUACUGUAUUGGUGUUGUGUUUCAAUAAAAUUCAAUGCUAAAGUUGGUGAAAAUCACCCUUCUUCUAUUUAU